AUGAUGUUUGUUUUCCCUGCUUACAAUAGUAGUUAUAAGUCCCGAAAGAGAACCUUUCGGUGCUGUCAAACUUGCCGGAUGAAGCGUAUCCGCUGCUUUCUGACUGGCGAAUAUGAAACUCAUGGAUGUGAUGUCUGCAGACGGAAGGGGCUCCACUGUGAUUUGAUCAAACAGCAGCAUGACAAAAUUUCUGUGCAGCAGAAAGCUUCUUUUGUCCCCGAUUUCAAGUUAGAGACUCCCAUCAGCCUUCCUCAUUCAAGUCGAAUCAGUGAAACUCCUAUGUCAUCCCAAUCUAGUCCGAAUAGGUCUUCAUAUAUAAUGGAUCCAAUUCGAUAUUCAACUGGCAAUGUGCCCCCUUUGCCUAAAGAGAAUAUGUCGCCAUCGAGAUCUAAAUCUGAGGACUUAUCAAGUUAUACUAAUCAGACACAUUCUAUUCCGCCGCAGCCGCAGCAGCCGCAGGCUUUUUACCCAAAUAUCCUUGCUUCUUCGGGCUCUCCUAUGCAACAUGAAAAGCUAUUCGACACCCUGUUUGCAAACCCAUUCGCACCUGUCCAAGAAGAAAAUCAAGAAAUCAAGUCCGAGGCAAGAGACGGGCCCCGAUCCAAUACCAGUCUGUCCACUUCUUGGUUUAGUUCUCCUCGCACUUUCAAUCCCGAUAAUAUCGAAGAAAUUAUCCACAAGGUAGAUUGGAAAUUUUUGAAGCGGGUCUUUGACUUCAACACUAGCAUCAAAGAAACUGCAGUAUAUUUUGCUAAAACAUUGAGCCGGAAAGAUGCCGAUACUAAAUGGGAGAGCUUGACGGAAAUAUUGUCGAAAAGGCAUCGCCACAAAACAAGAUAUCUAUCUUCUCGUAAUUGUCUUCAUUUUAAAUUUUUGUUAUCGAUCCAUGCAUUCACAUUGAAUACUCCGGGUUUCUUUGAAGUCAGUCAGUCAGACUUAUUGAAACUUUAUGAAAUAUAUUUUUACAAGGUUAAUUCAGUAUUUCCCAUUGUUCAUGAGCAAGAAUUUUGGGAGUUAUACAAAAAAAACAAGAUCCCCAACAUAAUGGCAUAUGCCAUGAUCAUCAUAGCAGCUAGGGACGAAUUAUCAGAACUGAUUUUGAGAAGGUCAUUUUGCACGAGCACUGGUCUGUUCAAAGACAAGCAAAACAGGUUCAUAUAUGAGUUGGAGGUAAAAGUUCGUCAGCUUCUCUUGUUCUUGCCUGAGCUUGGAGAUACAGAAAAGCUCACUAGGUUGACGACACAGUUAUUGUUAUGUCUCAACUUUACAUUCAACAAGUUUGGAAAUGAGCAAAGCUCUCAUGAUCUUUUUGAUUGCGUGAGUUAUUCAUUCUCUUUGCUCAUCCACCACGAUUUCUUCCACGAGCGAAUUAUCAAAGAAGGUGUCAAAAAUAAAUCUACCUAUCUUAAACAUUUGUGGUGGGUGAUCUUCAUUCUUGAUAGGUUCAAUGCCUUGUUGAAUGGUAAAGCAGUUGUUAUUAAAAGGCCCGACUUUAAUAUUGGGCGGCCAACAGAUUUACCUCACCUUGAUAGGAUUGUGGGAAUCGCAUAUGCAUUAGAAGAUACUCUUAUCGAGGCUUUCAGACCUCCAAGAGUAUUUAACGGUGUUAAAAGUAUCAAAGCAGAAACGCUCCCAGGCGAUCCUAUAUUUGUGCCUUCGGAGUAUCUAAAAGAUGAUGGUGCCGACAGGAUAGAAAAGGUUCGAGCAAAAUUUAUGGAGCAUGACUACGACAAAUCAAAGAAAAUCGGAUGUCUUCCAGCCAUGCCUGUAAGUGCUUACAGGGAUCGCCAUGUUCUCUUCUUGGAGGAAAUCAUGAAAAACCAAAUCGGGUUGAUUUUAAGAACGGGCCAAGUUAAAUACCUGAAGAGUUGUCCCGAGAUCGACGAACCUAGUCUUCGUUUAAGUGAAUCAUUUGUGAAACUAUUGGAUAUGCUCAAGGAUGGCAGAGGUUACGAGCUAGUUAUGCCUAUUCCAUUAAUUCCACUGAUUAUGCUUGUGUCUUUUUCGGUGCCUCUUACAAGCCGUAUGAGACUCCUUUCGAAAUUGAAAGGCAUUCCAUCUGACUCACUCGCUUAUGCCAAGAUGACGAGAGUAGGAGAUUUAUGCAACAAGUUUAUACAAGAGUUGAACAUAUUGAGCGAAAACUGGUGGUUUGUGCAUGAGGUUAUGGUCUCCAUCCAGAGCUUGAACCAGAAGGCAAACAAAUCGAUGGAGAACCGUGAGAAAAUUCUUGCUAUACGAAAAGCGGCCAAAGCCGAUGAAGAAAUCAAAAGACACAAACUCUCGAUCAAGUCGUUGGUGUCUAGUAAAUCAGAUGACGAAAGCGCUAUUCCUCUGAUGCUCUCGAUCACGUCUCCAGGUUUCUACGACGAAGUCAUUGUUCUGAGUGGCGACGAGGACCAAGAAGAAGAGAAAGAUGGCGAUUCCCCAUCUACUGACGACCAAGAUGAACAGUAUGCUUUCCAAGACCACCUUCUUGUACCUCCAGUAAUUGGUAGUGCAUCGUUUACGAAUUACGCGGAUACCGAUGAAGCUCCAGAUGUGCGAGGCCUGCUUCUGGGCUUGGAAAACGCACACCCAUUUAGCGACAAUCCCUUCCAGUUUGCUAACGAAGGCAUGCCAUGGGAUGCGGGAUUUGUUGCGGGCCAUAUAAAUGAUGAAACCAGUUUUUUGCCAAACAUUCUACAUUUUUUCAACGAACAGCCAAUGAGCAUGUGA
Molecule: messenger RNA, 2718 nt
Organism: Clavispora lusitaniae ATCC 42720
Lineage: Eukaryota; Fungi; Ascomycota; Pichiomycetes; Serinales; Metschnikowiaceae
Product: fungal specific transcription factor domain-containing protein
Biological process (GO): regulation of DNA-templated transcription; DNA-templated transcription
Cellular component (GO): nucleus
Molecular function (GO): DNA binding; DNA-binding transcription factor activity, RNA polymerase II-specific; zinc ion binding
Source: RefSeq, a predicted model, not a curated record